CACCAGCUCGACAGCGGUUCAGGUUUAAUGUUUGAGCUUUUACUCCCGCCCUCGGUUCUCAACACACACCGUUGGCCAAUAACCGCGCUUGUGUGGAACUGAGCGUCCAGCCAUUUUACACCAGGUAUCAUUUCCUGUUGUUUUCCGCUCAAAGUCCAUCUGCGCGACCAGAGCAACAAGCUGGGGUCAAACUGUUUUCUCCCAUUACAUGCCUCCUAAGGACUGCAUGCUUUUUUCUUUCUAAAUGAAUCACCAAAAUCAGUCAGCAGUAUGAAAAGCUGGGGCAGCAAACUCAAGAGACAAGACACUGGCAGUGUGGUCGAGUCCUCCUCUAGCAAGACAAACUCCUGUACUGGCCCACCAGUGCCUGUGUGGGUUGCUCACACACCCGUACCAGAUAACAUUACAGAUGAUGGUGGUACUAAUUCCACAGGCUUACCUUCCAGCACUCCACCGUACGCCGAGAAGGAGGAAAAUAAAGGUAGCCUGAAGGAUAGACUGAAAACCUUCAUCCCUCAAUCAUGGGAAGGCAUCGUCCAUAAAUGGACAAAGAAGAGUGACAGUUUGAAUGGGUCUGAAGCUGGCACCAGUGGCAUCCAGAUCCUUCCCAAUGGGACCAGGGUGAGUCCUCCUGUGAGUCCCCUGCAGGAGCGUAGAAAUUGGGGUGACUCACUCAACUCCAGCCAGAACUCCCGUAAGCCUUUGUUAAGGGAGAGCCCCUGUGAUGACCUCUUGUAUCAGAGCCCACGAGAGGAAUCUCUCCUGACCAGUAUCCACCCUGCAGAGUACUACGCUGAGAAGCUGGAGGUGUAUAACCUGAAGUACUCUUAUUUGAAAUCCUGGCCAGGGUUGCUCAGACUGCUGGCGGGGCUUCAGCUCCUUUUUGGUGGCAUGGUCUUUGCGUGCGUCAUCGCGUACAUCCAGAAGGACAGCGAGUGGUCCAACAGCUACGGACUCUACAACGGUGCAUAUAACAACGGGCAAGGCGUGUCUGGAUACAGCUACCGAGGCCCCAUGACUCCAUUUGUACUGGCGGUAGCAGGAGUCUGCUGGAUUAUAACCUUGACGCUUUUAGUGAUGGGACUGACGAUGUACUAUCGCACCAUCCUCCUCGACGCGGCCUGGUGGCCACUGACGGAGGCCUUCAUCAACGUGACGUUGUUCCUGCUCUACAUGGCGGCCGGGAUCGUCUACCUGAACGACUUGAACCGCGGUGGGCUGUGCUACACGACAAUAGGAGUUAAUCCCAUCAUGGCCAAUCUGUGCCGGGUUGAUGGGGGACAGAUGGCGGGAACGGCUUUCAUCUUCAUCAACAUGUCGAUGUAUCUGGGCAGCUUCCUGGUGUGUCUGAAGAUGUGGAGGCAUGAAGCUGCACGGAUGGAGAGAGAGCACUUUGAGAGCAAGCCCCAGGAGAGGUUACACCAGUCCAUCCCGUUAACCCAUCUCAAAACCAAGCACAUUUCAUUCAAGGAUGAAAAAGGUACCUCUAUGAGUAAAGAUGAUCUAAAUCGAAAUGUCGUCAUCUCUGAUGUCUACAAGAACCCAGUCAGUGUCAACAGAGCCGCAGCGUCUGUAUGCACCCCCAAAGUACACAUCAUCGCCGACUACGUCAUCAAGUAUCCAGUGAUCAGCUGUGUGGAAGAAAGGGAAACAUAUAAAGCAGUUUUUAACGACCAGUAUCAGGAAUACAAGGACCUCCACAGAGACAUCGGCACCACCCUCGAUAAGUUCAGAGAGCUGGAUGCCAUGAUGGCACGACUCCUCAGAGAGAGAAAAACCCAAGAGGACCAGCAGAGGAUUCAAAGCAUUUUGAAGAAGUAUCAGCGGAAAAAGAAUGAACCCGGCUUCUUAGAGAAAAAAGAACGCUGUGACUAUUUAAAAGCUAAAUUAAGCCACAUCAAAAACAGGAUACGCACUUUUGACCAGGAAGCCAUGGAAAACGGCCGGCCAUGAAGAAGAACAGAGAGAAAUCCCUGCUGAGCGGGCAAAACAAACAUUGAUUUAUUGUUGCCAUUUACUCUUUUUAUAGGCACCAAUUUAACGUGACACCUGGUUUAUAACAUACAUUUUUCACUCCUUUUUUAUAACAAGUCAUCACACGUUUUCUUGUAAUAAUUUUGUCAUUUAUGUCUCUGUGGAGAAACAAGAAUUGAUUUGUAUAUUUUGAAACAGUUUCGGUUGUGAUUGGAAUUUUUACAGAAAAAGGUUUGUGUGAUGAAGGUUUUUUCUUUACUAACACGUGUUACUGUUUCAUAUUUUCACUGCCGUUUUGUGUGCCGUGUAAACGGUUAGUUUAUCUAACUGUGGUCUGCUUUGCUUUGCUCCUGCCUCUCAACUGUUGAUGAUUUUCAGUGUCUUCAGCUUUGUUACAUAUUACACGGCCAUUUUGAUAGCAGAGAAAAGUUGUUUUGAUGAUACGAAGAAAACAUUCCAUUUGGAUCUGGAGUCGACUACUAUCAGGUUGAGCUCUCUGGCUGACAUUUUCUAAAUAAAUAUCUUGUCAUUUUUCUAUUUGUGACUUGUCUUAUUCUCUUGAAAUACAUGUUUCUAUUUUUGCAUA
This is a messenger RNA of Gasterosteus aculeatus aculeatus (three-spined stickleback), 2560 nucleotides long. Lineage: Eukaryota; Metazoa; Chordata; Actinopteri; Perciformes; Gasterosteidae. The record is from RefSeq and is a predicted model, not a curated record.